GCGAGAAUGAAAACCAUUCUCAGCAAUCAGAGUGUCGACAUUCCAGAAAGUGCCGACAUCACUUUGAAGGGACGCACAGUUAUUGUGAUGGGCCCCAGAGGCACCCUGCAAAGGGACGUCAAUCACAUCAGUGUAGAACUCAGUCUCCUUGGAAAGAAAAAGAUGCUCCGGGUUGGCAAAUGGUGGGGAGGUAGAGAAGAACUGGCUACUGUUAGCACUAUUGGUAGUCACGUACAGGGCGUGAUCAAGGGUGUUACACAGGGCUUCCGUUACAAGAUGAGGUCUGUGCGUGCUCACUUCCCCAUAAGCGUCAUCAUUCAGGAGAAUGAUUCUCUUGUUGAAAUCCAAGAUUUCUUGGGUGAAAAGUACACCCGCAGGGUUCGGGUGGGGCCAGGGGUUGCUUGUUCAGGAUCUCAAGCCCAGAAAAAUGAGUUAAUUCUUGAAGGAAAUGACAUUGAACUGGUAUCAAAUUCAGCUGCUUUGAUUCAGCAAGCCAUGACAGUUAAAAACAAGGAUAUCAGAAAAACUUUGGAUGGUAUCUGUGUUUCUGAAAAGGGAAUGGCUCAGCAGGCUGAUGAAUGAGAUCUAAGUUGUCCAGCUACAGGAACAGCAAGAUGCCUGCCCAAUCACUCUUUAAAUUCACUUUUGAUGUUUUAAGGAUGUAGUAAAAGCUAUU
This is a messenger RNA of Camelus dromedarius (Arabian camel), 676 nucleotides long. Its product is annotated as large ribosomal subunit protein uL6-like. Gene Ontology annotation, molecular function: structural constituent of ribosome; rRNA binding. Lineage: Eukaryota; Metazoa; Chordata; Mammalia; Artiodactyla; Camelidae. The transcript has a single exon. The record is from RefSeq and is a predicted model, not a curated record. Bases 7 to 582 code for a protein of 191 amino acids. Gene Ontology annotation, biological process: cytoplasmic translation. Gene Ontology annotation, cellular component: ribosome; cytosolic large ribosomal subunit.